Lingula anatina is the source of this 2253-nucleotide messenger RNA. RefSeq lists its product as uncharacterized. The record is from RefSeq and is a predicted model, not a curated record. Gene Ontology annotation, cellular component: cytoplasm. Gene Ontology annotation, molecular function: protein binding. NCBI's taxonomy places the organism in Eukaryota, Metazoa, Brachiopoda, Lingulata, Lingulida, Lingulidae. Gene Ontology annotation, biological process: signal transduction.
GUAAUGCGGACCGCAAGUCUGCGAGUAAUACCUCCACUCUCUUCAAAUGUGUAGCAAAAUGGAUGAUGUGGAGCAAAAUAAGCUCUCAACUGAAACUAUUGAGAGUUCAGUAAGCAAUGACAGCGACGAAUCUGCUGUGGCCAAUGUAAAUGUAGACCAACACUUUUUCAGUUGUGUACAUGAGUACCAGUUUCAACGCGACGUAAGAGAAGACGAGCCAUCUUCACCUCCCAUUGAAGAAGAUGGCCGUGCUAAUCCCGAUCAUCUUACCGAACUUUAUAUUUCAUCUGAUUUACCAGAAGACCAUGUCAAUCAAAUCAUUCAAGAGAAGAAUUAUGAGAAAAUUUGGGACCUCCUCGUUAAAAUGCUCGAACUACGAACAUUGUCUUUGAGUUUUCUGCAACUGCCUUGUAUCCCCAACUUACACGGAGAGAAAUGCGUCUUCACGGAGAAAUUACGAUGUCUUUUUCUAACAGGUAAUAACUUGGAGGAUUUGCCAGACGCAAUGCGUGUCUUGCAAUGUUUGAAAAGGAUGCAACUAGGAAGCAAUAGUUUUACGAAGAUCCCUGACGUCAUAGCUCGAUUACAAGGACUAGAACACCUCGAUAUGAGCAAGAAUCAAGUGACAGAUGAUGGAAUAGCGCACCUGGACUUCAAAGACUUGAAACUGAAGGAGUUGUAUUUAAACGGAAAUAAAAUCAGGACCUUGCCUCCAAAUAUCUUCAAGUUGAGAGAACUGACACAUUUCGAUGGGUCCUACAAUGAAUUACAGUCUAUCCCCGAUGAAAUUGAUCAGCUACAGAAUCUGAAGUACAUCAGAUUAAAACAGAACCGAUUAAGGCGUCUCCCAGAGUCUCUCGGAAAUGUUAAGUCCCUUGAAGUUAUUUGUGUGUCAGAGAAUUGCCUGCAGGAUAUCCCUGCAGAAAAGCUUGCAAAAUUACCUAAAUUGAGAUUAUGUUGCCUUCAUUCUAACCGGCUGGGCCAGGCAGUUUUUCAGACAUUAAAGAAGGCUAAGUUUCAUGUUCGGUUUGGCGAUAAUCGGUUGGUUGAUCCCAAAAUAGCAAAGGAUAAAAUAGAGGCUGGUUGCCAUAUGACAGAUGUCCCAUCCGGAAAAAUGCCAAUUUACGACGUUUUUAUUCUUUACUCUGGAUCUGAGGAAGAUGAAAAGUUGAUUAAUGAUGUGUUUCUCCCAGGACUUGAGGAGGAAAAUGAGCUUAAGGUGUGUGUUGCCUUUAGAGACUACAUACCAGGGCAAUAUGUGUCGGAAGAAGCUAUUAGCAAUAUGAAGAAGUCUCGGAAAAUCAUUGCUCUUCUGACCGAGCAUUUUGAUGAGCAGGCCAAGGCAGUGGAAAUCAAUCAGGCAGUAGGUGCAGAUCAAGGCAGGCAGUCAUGUUCUGUCAUACCUGUUGUAUCGGGUAAUCCUGACUAUAUAAAAAUACCUGCUCAGUUUGAGAAAAUCGUCCCAUUGCGGGCCCCAGUAGACUGGGAUAAGUUGUUAACAGCUAUAAAAGCAUGAGGUUUGGAACAAAUGAACAAAUAACCAAGCCAUUUGAAGUCAGAUUUUAACUUCUGUAUCAAAUAUAUCUUUCAAAAUUAUUUCAAUCUGUUUGAUCACAAGCCUAUAUUCUCUAUUUUGACCAUGAGAGUAAUUAUAUAACUGUAGCUAAAGGGCAUUAAAAAAGAGGGAAUGGAGGCCGAAAAUAAGUGUGCAUGUACAUAGGUUGGCAACAGGCUGACAACGGCACCUUCGUAUCGACAAUUUUGUACUCUUGUAGAUUGAUUAAUAAUAUGUAUAAUAUCUUUUUUUACUGAAAAAUGAAAGCGAUCAAUUAUCGUUGACUUCAUUUCACUUUGAGUAAGACAUAUCAGUGACCCAGAAAAUCAACCCGCAAAGAUUACCAUUACCUAAAUGAAUGUUUUUCCUUUAAUGUCACAGAAAUAUGUGUUAUUACAAAUCCCUUAUUCUAAAUAUUACGACAUUAUAACUAAUAUUAUACUAUGAAUCCAGUGCAUCUUUUAAGCGGAGCUUUCAGUACAACUAAGAGGACGGUUAUAUGGAACUCGUGGUUUAUUUCUAGAAAUUUCAUGAUGUAGUGCAGCCAGUCCAAUCGAUUAGUCAUUUAAAGAAUCGUUAUUUAUGGGCAAUAUUUCAGCUAAAAAAGAAGUAUUCAUAACUAAUUGAUGUGUGUAAUUUUUUAUUGUUUCAAGAAAAAAUAUGUUGGUUCUGAAAUGAAAAUUGCUGACAAGUUCUUU